Messenger RNA from Phodopus roborovskii (desert hamster), 927 nucleotides. Its product is annotated as low affinity immunoglobulin gamma Fc region receptor III-A. The record is from RefSeq and is a predicted model, not a curated record. Gene Ontology annotation, biological process: regulation of immune response; cell surface receptor signaling pathway. Lineage: Eukaryota; Metazoa; Chordata; Mammalia; Rodentia; Cricetidae. The transcript has 4 exons. Gene Ontology annotation, molecular function: transmembrane signaling receptor activity. The annotation marks the transcript as partial.
CUCAUCUGUAUCUCCUCAUCAGGUCUACAAAAGGCUGUGUUGACCCUACACCCUGAAUGGGUCAGGGUGCUCCAGGAAGACAGUGUGACCCUCAGGUGCCAGGGUACCUACUCACCUGGGGACAAUUCUACCAAGUGGUACCAUAAUGGAACCCUCACUUCACAACAGGACCCCAGCUACUUCAUUGGAUCUGUCAAGGUUAAGGACAGUGGAGAGUAUAAGUGCCAGACAGCCCUCUCCAUGCCCAGUGACCCGGUGAACCUAGAAGUUCAUGUAGGCUGGCUGUUGCUUCAGACCUCUCAGCGGCCUGAGUUCCGGGAGGGGGACCCCAUUCGGCUGAAAUGCCACAGCUGGAGAAACAGACCUGUAUAUAAGGUCACCUAUUUACACAACGGCAAAGGCAAGAAGUAUUUCCAUAAGAACUCUGAACUCUACAUUCCAAACGCUACACAAAAUCACAGUGGUACUUACUUCUGCCGAGGGAUCAUUGGACGAAACAACAAGUCUUCAGAGACCUUGAGAAUCAUUGUAGGAGAUCCGAUAUCUCCGUCCACCUUUCUACCGUGGCAUCAAAUCACUUUCUGCCUGCUGAUAGGACUCUUGUUUACAAUAGACACAGUGCUGUAUUUCUCUGUGCAGAGGGGUCUUCAAAGGUCAACGGCAGUCUAUGAGGAACCCAAGUUGUACUGGAGCAAGGAACCUGAGGACAAGACCAUCUCAGAGGAAAAGCAAAGCUUCAGAUCUUCAAGGGCCAACAGUGAAAAGCCAGUGGAUACAUAGCUGCCCUCUGGACAAGUGAUGCCUCAGAGUUUGAUGCUUUCCCUGUCCCAAACAUUCCCUCAUUGCAAAAGAGCAGCCUGGGCUCUGGAUGGUGGCCCUUUCAGUGCUUAACAAUUGUUCCUAAAUAAACCUCUGUAGAAAAGUGAA